AUGUAUCAUAGAGACAUGGAAAAACGUUUACCCCCGUCAGUUCUUCAUUUGUCGCUAACAACUGCUGAGCAGUUAAAUGAUAAUUCUCGUCACUGCGGAGCAAGGCCAUCGGAGCUUACAUCGUUUCCUUCACGUGACGAAUCGGCGGCUUGCGCCUCCCCACGAGUAGGAGAUGCUUCCAAAACUGCGACAACGCAUCAUUUAACUCUGCUACAACGCCGUGAAAAGAAGCUUUGCAGCGCUAGUUUUCCAAGCCUGGAUGCGGAAACGUUGCUGGACAAAUCUCGUGCCGCUGUGACAUGGGAUGUUGCCAGUGCAGGUUUGAUGCCUCGGGGUUGGUUCCUCACGCAUACGGGGAAGAAACUGAGUCCGUUGCCGUCAAAUGGGAGGAUAAAACUAGUAAGCUAUAACAUUCUGGCUCAGCGUUUAGUAUCCACCGAGCUGUACCCGCAUUGCCCCAUGUUUGCUCUUGCCGAGGACUACCGAUGUUCCCUCCUUAAACAGGAAUUAGCCCGUGCUGCUCCUGAUAUUAUAGCGCUUCAGGAAAUCAGUGUCGAUGUGUUUGAAAAGCCGGGUUUGCUCGGCGACUGGUUGCGCUCCAAGUACCGGUUUGCCGGGGAUCAUGUGGUUGUCACCGACGCACGGGGACGCCCGAGGUAUGAGAGGUACGACAUCUCCGAGAAUACAAGUGAUAGUCGUAUUUUCGAUGAAACAAAUUUAUCUGCUUCGCAACGUGAGGGCAAGUCCACAUCACGGACGACGGUCGCUCCUUCUACCGGUGACAGUCGGCCCCAAAGACGCCCAGAGAUGGAGGGCGUGUGUGUACUGUACUUGCAGGAACGUUUUGAUCCUUGCGAAGUUGUGCCUAUCCGAUUCAAUGAGAUUGCUGCCGCUGACACGCAGCUCACACAGCGUGAACGUCGAUCUUUGCAGGCGAAAUCGCACAAUGUUGCCCUGAUUUCUGUCUUGCGCGAUCGUGUGAUGCCCAAUAUGAUUUACGUAAUUGGCACCGUGCAUCUCAUUUGGAACCGCACGGAGUGCCAAUUGUGGCAGAUGCAUCAUGUACUGCGUAAGAUGGAGGAGCUAAAAGAAAAUUAUGAGAAGGCGGUUAGGGGCGAAAAAGGAGAACCACCACGGGUUUCAUUAGUACUAGCGGGUGAUUUUAAUUCAGACGCAAUGUCUCCUCCAAUUCGCUAUGCUUUGACGGGUGUGCCGCCUCCAGGCAGUGAGGUGAUGAAAUAUUGGAAACUUCCAGAUGAGGGGGAGGAGGUGGAGAAUGAUCCAGAGUUUGGGGAGAUGGAUGGUCCAUCACCGUUGCUUAGCAGCUCCGCGUGCGCGACGGUGGAGGGGCAGCAGCAGGGUGGCAGACGAAAAAGGUACCGUAUUACUGACACCGUCGGACACUCACUUGCAUUUAGUGAUAGCUACGCCACGUACCGCAAACAACACCCGUGGCAUGUGUCUACGGUGAAUCCGUCCUCUAACGGAGAGGGGGGAGUGCUAGACCACAUUCUUGUUGAUGAAAGGCAUGUUGUUUGCACAUCUGUUAUGAAACUCUCCGGGUACACAGAACUGCCAACUAAAGAUUGUCCCAGUGAUCACUACCCUGUGGGGGUCACCAUUCUUCCGCGCACCUCACUGGAGUAA
Messenger RNA from Trypanosoma rangeli, 1647 nucleotides. RefSeq names its product putative trans-sialidase. The record is from RefSeq and is a predicted model, not a curated record. Gene Ontology annotation, molecular function: 3'-5'-RNA exonuclease activity. Gene Ontology annotation, cellular component: mitochondrion. Bases 1 to 1647 code for a protein of 548 amino acids. Gene Ontology annotation, biological process: nuclear-transcribed mRNA catabolic process, deadenylation-dependent decay. Lineage: Eukaryota; Euglenozoa; Kinetoplastea; Trypanosomatida; Trypanosomatidae. The transcript has a single exon.